AUGGACAUUCUGUAUCACCCAGAUGAUGAUUGGUUAUCUUCUGAGUCUGGUUCCUCUCAAGAAGUGAUUCCACCAGCAACUGAUAGAGUAGUGAUUCCACCAGAAUCUGAAACAGACGUGAUUCCACCAGAAACUGAACCAGACGUGAUUCCACCAGAAACUGAACCAGACGUGAUUCCACCAGAAACUGAAACAGACGUGAUUCCACCAGAAUCUGAAACAGACGUGAUUCUAACAGAAACUGAAACAGACGUGAUUCCACCAGAAUCUGAAACAGACGUGAUUCCACCAGAAUCUGAAACAGACGUGAUUCUAACAGAAUCUGAAACAGACGUGAUUCCAACAGAAACUGAAACAGACGUGAUUCCUCCAGAAACUGAACCAGACGUGAUUCCUCCAGAAACUGAACCAGACGUGAUUCCACCAGAAACUGAACCAGCCGUGAUUCCACCUGAAUCUGAACCAGACGUGAUUCCACCAGAAACUGAACCAGACGUGAUUCCACCAGAAUCUGAAACAGACGUGAUUCUACCAGAAUCUGAAACAGACAUGAUUCUAACAGAAACUGAAACAGACGUGAUUCCACCAGAAACUGAAACAGACGUGAUUCCACCAGAAUCUGAAACAGAUGUGAUUCCAAUAGAAACUGAAACAGACGUGAUUCCACCACAAUCUGAAACAGACGUGAUUCCACCAGAAACUGAACCAGACGUGAUUCCACCAGAAACUGAAACAGACGUGAUUCCACCAGAAUCUGAAACAGACGUGAUUCCACCAGAAACGGAAACAGACGUGAUUCCACCAGAAUCUGAACCAGACGUGAUUCCUCCAGAAUCUGAAACAGACGUGAUUCCAACAGAAUCUGAACCAGACGUGAUUCCACCAGAAACUGAACCAGACGUGAUUCCACCAGAAACUGAACCAGACGUGAUUCCACCUGAAUCUGAAAUAGACGUGAUUCGACCAGAAUCUGAAACAGACGUGAUUCCACCAGAAUCUGAACCAGACGUGAUUCCAUCAGAAACUGAACCAGACCUGAUUCCACCAGAAUCUGAAACAGACGUGAUUCCACCAGAAACUGAAACAGACGUGAUUCUAACAGAAAAUGAAACAGACGUGAUUCUAACAGAAUCUGAAACAGACGUGAUUCUAACAGAAUCUGAACCAGACGUGAUUCCACCAGAAACUGAAACAGACGUGAUUCUAACAGAAACUGAACCAGACGUGAUUCCACCAGAAACUGAACCAGUCGUGAUUCCACCUGAAUCUGAACCAGACAUGAAUCCAACUGAAAUUGAAACAGUUCUGAUUCACCCUGAAACUGAUAGCGUGAAUGAAAGCGUUUACCUGUUAGCUGUGACCUCCCAGACAGUAGGAGGCACCACUGAGAUGUUAUGUGUCACUGUCAACCCCAUUGAAAUUGUUACUAUGAGCGUGACCCUGGAGUAUAACCAAAACAGUGUCGCACUUUUGAUGGAGGAAUCUGUAAACCAACAAUAUUACAGAUGCCUCAGUUUCCAGGUCCCUGUUGUAACCGUGGAAUUGGUGGCUUCUAUUACGAUUAAGAUUAUAGGGUCAAAAACAUUCCUAAACAAUGCAACAAAGAUCCUCAUUAAACCUUCGUCACACCUGACCAUCCUACAGACGGACAAACCCAUAUACAAUCCAGGACAAACAGUGAAGUUCCGCGUCGUCUCUCUGGACACUGAUUUCCUCACCUACAAUCAGACGGACCCAAACUCAAACCGUAUCGGUCAGUGGCUGAACGUCUCCACGCACAGCGGCCUCGCGGAUCUGACGUACCCCAUCAACUCUGAGGCCACUAAAGGAAUUUAUAUCAUCACAGUUUGGGACGACAAAAACCAACAGAUCGCACAAACCUUCCAAGUGAAUGAUUGCGUUCUGCCAAAAUUUGAAGUUACAGUACAACUUCCUCCAGUCAUCACCAUCCUGGACACGACCGCCACACUGAAAGUGUGUGCAAAAUGUUCAUACGGAAAGCCGGUAAGUGGAACGGUGAAGACCACCGUCUGCCAACACAGUUACAGAUACGGGUGGCAGCUGUUCGGAGAAGCACCACCACCAGACAUCUGCGAGAUUUAUACAAUGAAGACUGACAGGUCAGGCUGCGGACUACAGAUCCUAAAUCUGGCACGAUUUGCAUUAAGUGAUAUGCGAUAUAAAGCUUCGAUCCUGGUUCAGAGUGAAGUGGAAGAAGACGGCACUGGAGUGAUAAUGACUGGUUCAGGCAGCUCUUCAAUUACAUCUAAUAUCAUCACACUUUCAUUUGAGGAUUCACCAACAACAUAUAAACCUGGAAUGACAUACGAAGGAAAGAUUAAAGUGCUCGGCCCGGACGCCUAUCCACUGCAAAGAAAAGUAGUCUAUCUGACUGUAAAUUACGGGGAGGAUAAAAAAUCUGUUCGAAAACUGAUCACCAGUCACAAAGGCGUCGCUAAAUUUUCCCUCAACACCGAACCAUGGGGUUUGGAGCAGGUCAAUUUUGAGGCGUCGUAUAAAACAAGCAACAAACCAGUUGUACAGAAGGAAAAUCAUCUUAUACCCAACUACCCCACAGCCGAUCUCUUUCUUCAGUCGUUCUACUCCAAGAGCCGGAGUUUCAUCAAGUUUAAGAUCUGCUUGAAGCCUUUCAAGUGUAAUAAAAAAGCCGUUAUCAAAGCUCAGUACUUGAUACACCACAGCGCACUCGCACCAGGCCAGAAGACCAUAACCUUCUUCUACAUGGUGAUGAGUAAAGGACAUCUGGUGCAGCAAGGAAGCAUUGUAGAAGCCAUCAACCCUGAAAGAGAAGAGCACAGGGGCAACCUAGCGUUGGCUUUGAAGAUGAUGGUAAAACUAAGCCCAGUUGCUCAGGUGGUCCUGUACGCAAUCCUUCCCUGUGGUGAGGCAGUGGCAGACAGCAUGAACUUCCCCAUUCAGCUGUGUUUGGGCAACAAGGUAUCUCUGAGGUUUUCAGCUUCUCAGAAUCUUCCUGGUCAUCAGGCAUCACUGAUGCUGAAAGCUGCUCCAGGAUCUCUGUGUUCAGUGAGGGCAAUAGACCAGAGACUUCUGCUGAUGCAUCCAGAGAGCGUGCUCAACAUCCACUCUGUGUUUAACAGGCUGCCUGUACAGGAGCUCUCAGGAUAUCCAUUCAUCACCAAUGAAGAGGAGUCAAACCCGAUCUGGGAGAACUUCAGAGGAGCAGAAGCUUCAAAAUCAACUGAUCACUUUUGGAAAGUUGAUGUGUACAACACCUUUAAAGAUAUUGGAGUUAAAGUUCUCACAAAUGUGGAGGUGAAGAAACCUAAAGAUUGUUAUGAAGAUGAAGAUGAAGCACCAGCCCUCCACAGUACUGAAUUUUCUGCAGUUGGCUUGAAUACAAGCAAACUACUGAAUUCAAAUUGCAACUAUUUCCCAGAGACAUGGAUUUGGGAUCUCGUUCCAGUCAGUGAUUCUGGAGCUGCAGCUCUUAAUAAAACCGUCCCGGACUCCAUCACGACGUGGCAGGCUGGUGCAUUUUGUACGUCACCGGUCGGGUUUGGAGUUGCCCCUAAAACUUCGCUCACUGCCUUCCAGCCUUUCUUUGUGAGCCUCACCAAACCCUGCUCUGUCAUCCACGGAGAAGUGUUCACACUCAAAGCCACCGUUAUCAGCUACAUCAAAAGCUGUAUGAUGGUGAUGGUGACUUUGGCCGAAUCACAAAGGUUCUCAGUGCAAACGUGUACAUCCUGCACUAACACACAAUGUCUGUGUGAUGAUGAGAGCUGGACCAUCUCAUGGACCAUCAAACCACUGGUUCUAGGGGAGGUGAACAUGAGCGUGACGGCGGAGGCAGUGAAGUCGUCGGAUUUGUGUGGAGGAAAAGCGGUUACUGUUCCACAACAAGGAAGCAUCAGUUCUGUCAUUAAAUCAGUGCAAGUGCAGGCUGAAGGAACCCAACAGUCUAAAAGCUACAAUGAGCUUCUCUGUCCAUCAGUAGAGAAGAUCAUUUCAUUAAACCUGUCUGAUGCAUACAUGAAGGGUUCAGCCAGAGCCUCAGUCUCUGUACUGGGAGAUCUGAUGGGUCGAGCUCUACAGAACCUGGCGAGUCUCCUGGCGAUGCCGUACGGUUGUGGAGAGCAGAACAUGCUGCGUUUCGCCCCCAACAUCUUCAUCCUGGAGUAUCUGGAGAGCACUAACCAGCUCACGUCCACCAUCAGGAGAACAGCAGAUACCUACCUCGUGAGCGGAUACCAGCAAGAACUCGGUUACAAACACACUGAUGGAUCUUACAGUGCUUUUGGAAUGAACGAUGCAUCAGGAAACACAUGGCUCACGGCGUUCGUGAUGAAGUCUUUCGGGAAAGCGAAGCAAUACAUCUUUGUAGAUCAGAUGUUUGUGUAUCAGGCGAAGACUUGGCUCGGGAACCAGCAGCAGGCUAAUGGAUGCUUUGCCUCAGUGGGACAACUCUUCCACAGUGAUCUGAAGGGAGGAGUGAAUGAUGAGGUGACCCUCUCAGCGUACAUCACGGCUGCAAUGCUGGAACUCAAUUACACAGUUACAGAUCCUGUGGUGGAUUUCAGUCUUACGUGCCUAAGGAAUGAAUACGUUCAGGUGAAAUCCACCUAUGCCAAGGCUCUCCUCUUCUACACCUUCACUCUCGCUGGAGAUCAAGUGAUGAGGAACAUAUUGAUGUUAGACCUGGAUGGAAAGGCCAUAAACUCAGGAGGUGGAAGGCACUGGAGCAGAGAGGAUGGUGGGUCAGUGGUGGACUCUUUGGAGGUGGAGAUGACCUCAUAUGUGCUUCUGGCUCUGAUGUGUGGACCCCCGCUGUCUGGGUUUGAUCUGGGUUACAGCUCCAGCAUCGUCUACUGGCUUUCCCAGCAGCAGAACGCCUUCGGGGGCUUCGCGUCUACACAGGACACUGUGGUGGCUCUCCAGGCGCUGGCAAAAUACAGUCUCGUCACCUACAGUUCAGCAGGAACUGUUACUGUUACUGUAACAUCACCAUCAGGGCUGAAGGACACAUUUAACAUCAAUCAGAGUAACAGGCUGCUGUAUCAGGAGAGUCAGCUGCAGGAGCUUCCUGGAGAUUAUAACAUCAGAGCAGAAGGUGAAGGCUGUGUGUACGUGCAGUUCACUUUGGACUACAACAUCCCUCUUCCUACUGACAGCUCUUCAUUCACCAUCUCGGCCUCAGCGGCUGAAGACUGCAAGGUCUCAAAUUCAUCUCUGGAAUUGACCAUAACAGUCAUGUAUGGAGGUAAACGUGCAAAGACCAACAUGGUGGUGAUCGAAGUCAAACCUCUUUCAGGAUUCAGGGUGGACGAGACGUCUGUGCAGCUUGUGACCAACAAAUCAGACCCGACAAAUGGAGCUGUGAAGCAUGUGGAUCGAAUUGAGGGCAAAGCAAAUAUCUACCUGAAUAGACUGAAAAAGGGUGAGGAGAAGGUGUAUACCCUGACCAUCGUACAGAGGCAUCCAGUAGACAAUUUGAAACCGGCGGUUGUGAAGGUUUAUGACUACUAUGAGACCGGUGAAAGUGCUGCAACAUCGUACACAUCUCCAUGUGAAGCCUGAGAGUGUGUACAUGAUCUCAGCAAGAGUCCAGCAAGAGCUUUUCCCUCAGUUGUCAGAAAUUGGUGAAAAAUAUCAA
This is a messenger RNA of Silurus meridionalis, 5635 nucleotides long. RefSeq names its product alpha-2-macroglobulin-like protein 1. The transcript is spliced from 35 exons. Gene Ontology annotation, molecular function: endopeptidase inhibitor activity. Gene Ontology annotation, cellular component: extracellular region. Lineage: Eukaryota; Metazoa; Chordata; Actinopteri; Siluriformes; Siluridae. Bases 1 to 5559 code for a protein of 1852 amino acids. The record is from RefSeq and is a predicted model, not a curated record.